Molecule: messenger RNA, 1083 nt
Organism: Zophobas morio
Lineage: Eukaryota; Metazoa; Arthropoda; Insecta; Coleoptera; Tenebrionidae
Exons: 1
Coding region: 1-1083 (360 amino acids)
Source: RefSeq, a predicted model, not a curated record
AUGCGUGAAUACGAGGAACUUGGUCACAUGGAAAAGGUUCCAAAUGAUCAAUUACAUAAUCCAAAUACAUAUUACAUACCACAUCAUUCGGUCUUCAAGGGAACAAAAAUUCGGGUAGUUUUUGAUGGUAGCAUGAAGUCCGACAACGGUUUGGCCUUAAAUCAAAAUUUACUUGCGGGUCCAGUUAUUCAGCAGGACAUUUUCGACAUAACACUUAGGUUCAGAACAUUUCAAUACGUUAUCAACGCUGACAUUGCUAAAAUGUAUCGGCAAAUUUAUUUAAAUACACCCGAUCGCGAUUACCACCGAAUAUUUUGGCGUGAAAACAGGGAAGAUCCCAUGCAAGUCUACCGUUUGACAACAGUCACAUAUGGGACCACCAGUGCCCCAUUUUUAGCAAUACGAUCACUUCAACAAUUAGCACACGAAAACCGGGAGUCAUUUCCAAAUGCAAGUGCCAAAAUCAUUCGAGAUUUUUAUGUUGGUGACUUACUAUCAGGUGCUGAUUCCCUGCCACAAGCCAUGGAAUUACAAUCACAAAUUGACAACAUUUUACGCUCAGGAGGUUUUCAUUUAACAAAAUGGGCAUUUAAUGACAUAAAUUUAAUACCUGAAGUUGAUCGCAUCUUUACCGACAAUUUUAAUUUCGACAAGCAUGACACAAAUAAAACACUAGGUUUAUAUUGGAAUUUUAGUCAAGAUACAUUAGGGUAUAAAUUCAAUAUUAACACCAACACAUCUUCUACAAACAUAACAAAAAAACACAUUUUGUCAACCAUCUCAAAGGUGUUUGACCCCUUGGGUCUAAUAAGUCCCAUUGUAGUAAAGGCAAAAUUGCUAUUACAACAAUGUUGGUCGGCAAAUUUAAGCUUGGAUCAGAGGGUUGCCCAAAACAUUCAUGGUGAAUGGCUAAAUCUCAUUCACGAUUUAACACAUCUGGAUAAAAUUCGUAUCAGUCGCAAAACAAUACCUCCAAACGUCACUAAUAUAGAGUUACAUGGAUUUUCGGACACUUCCGAAAAGGCUUACGGUGCAGCUAUCUAUUUACGAACUGUCGGCAUUGACGGAAAUGUUCAAAUUUAA